CCAAUAAUAAUGUACACUAUGGCUGUGACUGUACACGUAGAAUAGUAAACGUACACACUAUUUUACAACGCCAACGCAAGUAUAUAUAUUUAAACACUGAUAGUGUAAAUCGUAUGAAACAUUAUCAUCUCAAUUGUUAUAUAUAAUUAUAUAUUGUUAUAUAUAAUUCUGUAAGAUGGCUCAAAUACGGGUAAAACUGUCUGCUGCUCAGCUUAUAACUGUCGUUGCGUUCCUGAUCAUUACAGUGGUUUUAUAUUUAAAUUCAGUAGGCCUACCGGCAAAGAUAACAGAUGUGCAUCCUUUAAAAUACGACGGCAGACGACAUCGAGAGACUUUAAAAAGACAUCGCCAACCUGUUAAACAUUCUAUGAAGAAUUGCAGUGUAGAAAAGUGUACUUUUGAAGAAGUCCAAAGAGAAAGGAAAUUGCACGCUUGGAGGGUAUGCAACACAACAGAGUAUAGACAAACAAAUAAUUCCUAUUUCGCUCGUCAUCGUUUUGAUCAUAUGUAUUAUUUAAACAGAACUGGUAUCGUAUUUUGUACUGUUCCAAAAGCGGCGAGCACUACUUUAAAGAAAUUAAUGCUUGCCUCAAACGCAUUAGAUUACAAUUUUGUAUCAAUAAAAAACACUCACGACGUGUUUGAUAGACACGUUAUAAAACUUUCAAAAUUGCUCGAGACCGAAAUAAUGAACAUAUUACACAACUCUACUAAAAUAAUGAUUGUCAGACACCCGUUCACUCGACUGUUGAGUGCAUUUAAAGACAAGUUAGAACCAAUUUGGGCCGAGAGUUAUUUUCCCAGGUCUGAUUUCAUAUUACAUAUCCAGACACAAUUAGGGCUAGAAAAGAGUGGGAGGAUUACAUUCAGUGAUUUCUUGCGGUAUUUAAAUCUCCUUGAUAACGAAUAUCAUCUCGAUGCACAAGAGCAUUGGCGAGAGAUUUAUAAAAUAUGUAUGCCAUGUGAGGUCAAGUAUGACGUCAUAGGAAAAUUUGAACAUCUUUACGAUGGUGAACUUGAAUCGAUAUAUAGGUUAUUGAAUAUCAGUGAUGUGUACAUUCAACCAGAACAUUAUACAGGCGCAUCAGAAAAAAUGGUGAUAAAACAAUAUUUUUCAACUUUGUCAAAAGAGACAUUGAAGAGGCUUUACCAGCGUUAUCGGAUUGAUUUUGCAUUAUUUUCAUACAGGAUGGAAGCAGAAAAAAGCGUUUAAAACUGCAGUUUAAACAGAAUAAUAUAGCAAAGUAAACUAAUUUUUUAUUGUUACAUCGUUCUACCACUAUGCAUCAUAGACUAUUACUUGCUUUUCAUUACUGUAUAUUAUAUCUGUACGGUUCACUCUAAAGAAAAGGAGAUGUGAAGAAAAGAGCAGGAGCUCUUGAAAUGUUUGCUGGUGUUCAGUCACACAAGCAAGGCCAAGGGCCACUCACGAUAAGGGGUUAGGAUAGUUGAAAAGAAAAUGGUUGACAAAAGAUUUAAAAUAUUAUGCAAGAUGAAAGGAAACUGGAUACAAUCAGCUGACAAAGUAUUCCAAAGAGAAGAGAAGCAAGACAAACAAAUGAAUUUGAAAAUGUGGAAGUUCUGCAGCUUCAGAUCUAAGCAAAUCUGGUGUUUCUGGAAAGCCUACGAACAGAUGGGAUAAGUUGAAAAAGCUCCUCAGAGCAAUGGCGAUUAAAAUAACGGUAAAGCAAACUGAGACAAGCAACAUUGCGCCGAUGAGCCAAAGGUUCCAGCCUAUAAAACCCAGCUCUGGUCCGAUCAGAUGGAUAACUCGACGUUGAUAUUUAUCAAGAGAAAGAUGACAGACGGGAGCUCCAGAGACUGAACAAGGUCUAAUGGUGGAUUUGUGCAAAUGAAGUACUGCCUCAUGUGUAAGGAAUCUGCUGGCCCGGAACAAGCAUCCAAACUUCUGUGUAUGAUGUAUGAUUAAUAAGCUGAAAUGGCAACCGUCUUCCUCUCUUCCUUUUUAUUGACUUACUGUUAAUAGUUAAAUAAUAACAGUGCUCGAAUAAAAAAAAUUAUGUAAUAAUCAAAGUGAGUGUCAUGUCAUGUCAUUGAUAGACGCUGCAUUCUCGAAUCUCGUCAUAGAAACAUAAUGUUACUAUAUGUUCCUAUUUGAAUAAAUUGUCUAUA
Molecule: messenger RNA, 2133 nt
Organism: Anneissia japonica
Lineage: Eukaryota; Metazoa; Echinodermata; Crinoidea; Comatulida; Comatulidae
Product: carbohydrate sulfotransferase 10-like
Exons: 3
Coding region: 176-1213 (345 amino acids)
Biological process (GO): carbohydrate biosynthetic process
Cellular component (GO): membrane
Molecular function (GO): sulfotransferase activity
Source: RefSeq, a predicted model, not a curated record